Molecule: messenger RNA, 4227 nt
Organism: Pocillopora meandrina
Lineage: Eukaryota; Metazoa; Cnidaria; Anthozoa; Scleractinia; Pocilloporidae
Source: the annotation of a GenBank genome assembly
AUGGCAAGGGUACCGUUCUAUCGCCUUAAAAAUGGUCUGGAAAUUCGUAGAAUUUUAAACGGAAUGUGGCAAGUUUCUGGUAGUCAUGGACCGAUUAAUCCAAACAAGGCCUCUCGAGAGAUGUUCAAGUAUUUUGAUGCGGGUUUGACAAGUUUUGAUAUGGCUGAUAUAUAUGGGCCUGCUGAGGACAUCUUUGGCGAUUUUCUAGAGCAUUUAAAAGCUGAACGAGGAGAGGAAUCUGCCGGAAAAGUGCAAGGUAAGCGUUCGGCUUGUGGAUUGGUAGGAUAUACAUUCAAUUUGUACGCCUGGUAAUGAAACAGUGGGGACAUCGCGUUCCAUGACCAUUAGCCGAAUACACCUCAAAAGCUUCCUGUGAUGAUGCUUUAAUUGUCACUGAAAUCGAAUUCUAGCUUUCGAGAAGUUAACAAUUCAUAAAUGCCUGAAUUCAAUUUAAAAUUUUGAUUUUCUAUGGUUUUCCUCAACUAGAACUAACGAUAUUUUAGACUUGUUCUGUAGUGGUUACUCACGGUUGUGGAUGACACAUUAUGAAAGUGAAAUUUUUUGCAUCUUUUUCUCUUAAAUUGUUUCAAGCAUUGACAUCGUGAAUUACCCUUGCAGAUGCUCGUAAGAAGGGCAAUGGCUGAAACUUAUAACGUUUACCAAACACAACUUUUCCAGGUGAACAGAAUGUAGAGGAAUGAUUGGAUAUCGUCUUGAACAGGCCCGAGGCUUUAAGUCCUUCGUGGCUCACACCCAGAACCCCUCCCUUUCCAAGAUCACACUAUUAAUUCUUUGCACUGUCCUCCAUUUCCUAUGAUGUUAACGUUGAGAAUUUUUUUCUGAAUCAAACUGUAUCUCCUAAUUAAAGUAUUUUUUCUUCCUAUUAGUACUCUUCUACCUGAAAUGUAUUGAUACUGUAAAAGGAACUUUUUUUUGGUCACUCUAAGGAGUGAAAGGGUUAGAUGGCCCCUUCUCCGGCUGGGAUGUAGGAUCAUAGUUGCCAAAAUUCCGGCAUAUUUGAGCCAAACAAAAUUUAACCCUUCCCAGGCUUGGAAAGAUUUUCCCUCCUAGCUUAUUAAUUGAUUCUCAAUUUAGGAAAUCCAACUAUCUUUGUUAAUGUAAUCAAUAGCACUAACAAAAUGGGUGCCACAGCCGGGACCAGUCACAAGAGAGAUAACCAAAGGACGUGUUCGCCUCGCCAUGAAAAGAAUGGGUGUUGACAAGCUUGAUAUGCUACAGUUCCACUGGUGGGAUUACUCUGACAAUAGAUACCUUGAUGCACUGACUUACCUCAAUGAACUGCAAGUUGAAGGUCUCAUUGGAGAGAUUGCAUUAACCAAUUUUGACACCCAACACCUGAUGGAAAUCUUAAAAAGGGGAAUCUCCAUCUCAACCAAUCAAGUGCAAUAUUCUAUCAUUGACCGUCGCCCUGAGGUGAAAAUGGUCGAACUUUGUCAGGCACAUGGGAUAAAGCUUUUAGCUUAUGGCACGUUAGGUGGUGGAUUGAUAUCUGAUCGAUAUCUGAACCAAAAAGAGCCAGUUCGAAGAUCUGAUCUCCAAACAGCUUCUCUUGCAAAGUAUAAGCACAUGAUCGAUGCAUGGGGGAGUUGGGAGCUGUUUCAAGAACUCUUAUCAAAUUUGUCUGAUGUUGCACAGGCUCAUAACUGCACCAUAGCUAAUGUUGCUUGUCGUUAUAUUUUAGACAAGCCAGAAGUUGCUGGCAUCAUAAUUGGCUGUAGGUUUGGUGUAGCAGGAGCUGAGCAUAUUGAGGAAAAUUUAAAACUUCUUGACUUGGAACUCACUCCAGAGGAUAUCCAGAAAAUUGAACAAACUCUUAGUAAAGGAAAUGACUUGUUUGAGACUACUGGUGACUGUGGAGAUGAGUACAGAUAGUAUGGGUCUAUGUGUGUUUUUCCUGACAAGGUAGGAUACAGAAUUGUCAUUACUUUGUGAUCAGCAAGAGAGUGAUGAUUGUAAUGAUUUUGAAGUCAAAAUAGUUUUAAGCAAUUAUCUUUGGGACAAUUUUUAAGAGAUUCACUCUUUCCUAUAUGUCAAUGUUGGUAACAAGUAAACUAGAUGUCAUGAAUACAGUUUAAUAUUAAGAGGGAAGCAUGGUGUUUCAACAAAAUUUUAAAAAGUUACCUGUGGAGUGUGAUGAAGUGGUGUCACUUUUAGUUGUAAACAUGUUGUUAGUAGUCCCAUUUCAAAUGAAAACAUGUACAUGCCUCACUAAGUUCCACUAAACAAUGUUUGACCCUUGUAACAGCACAAGCAUUUUCAUUUCAACUAAAAAAAUAUUACUCAUUUACAGAGCAGCAGCAGCAGUAGUGGUAAAAGUAGUGGUUGUAGUAGUUGUUUAUUAAGUAGUAGUAGGUUGAAACUAAAAAGGUAAAGAGUUGAAUUAACUAAUUAAGAUAGAAAAGUACAAACACAAAAUGAACAGUAAUGGAACAAAAUUGGAAAAAUACUUACAUUGAUAAUGCCUAAUAUAUUACUGCAAAAUCGAAUACCUUGAAGGUUUCCAAACAGAGAACUGUGCCAAGCAUGACUUAAAGGUAAACUGACUUUAAAAAAGUGAUCAUGCAUUAAAGAAACUGGCUUUAAAUACAAGAGGACCAUGAAAUAACCUGCAGUAUGAAAAGUUAUGAAAAGGUGUAACUGACAAACCUCAACAAACCUAACGACCCUCAACAAAAAUCACCAAGAAGGAGGUAUGAAAAACGAAAGGACAAAAUAAAGAAAUAUGAAUUACACAAAAAGUAAUUAGCAAUUGCCUAGAUCUUACAGCCAUUAUUUUCAUGCUACUAUUUAAGAUCUUACCUUUAAUUUUUGUGAAGAUAAAAUCCUUAGUAAAUCUCCACUAGAUAAUGAAAUGAAAUACAAUAGUCAUGCAAUUAUGCUUUUUAAUACUGGUGGUUUAGAUACCUCUUACCAAUCAAGUUGAGGUCUGUACUGUAAGAUACAGACCCGGACCCAGAUGUCCACUCCACUUGCAAUAAAUACCCAGUAUUGGCCAGUAUACAUUGCAUGCCUCUGAUUUUGUCCUGGUUUCACAAGAGCGAGGCUUGUUUUGUUUUCUAUAAGCUUGUGGAGUAGUCACCAUCAAGUUAAUGGCCACUGAUGGCCAAUUCUGUGUGCAAUGCAUACUGGUCAAAAUGGGUCUUUAAAUGUCCCAAUUGCACAGGUGAGAAAACUUUCUCCAUUACUUAGAGAUGGAGAAAAUGAGAUUAGUAAGCUAUACAAUAUCUUUGGGUUCAUAGAGAAGGAGAGGAUCUCAAUUCAAACAAACUUUUGAAUUUAGCAGGCUGUACAGUAAAAUACAGCCCACUAAAUUGACCAAUCAAAGUGCAUGUAUCAACUGAGAAAUGUAAUAAAGGUAAAGUAAAGGUUGCUUUUCAUGGGAUAAACCAUAAGUUAUUAAAUAUUAGUGAAACAAACAUUUACCAAUUUUAGAAUUCAAAUAGUGCACUUUAUUUUCUGUAGACUGUUCAUCAUUCAUGGAAAUCUUCUAGCACAUGAUCAAGUGCACACCACUAAAAAACUCCAAAUUUAAAAUUGAGUGUUUCCAGACCUUCUACUUGUAGUUUACUUAAAUAAGUUGUAAAUAAAUUUUCACACAGUCUAUACCUGAGGAUAACCUCUGUGCAAAAUUACAGACCUCCUAAAUAGUGGUGCAAAAUGAAGGGAAUAAAAAAUUAUUACAAAAAUAACAAAAAGUUUAUUUUCAUUAGAGUGACCUGUAACAUGUCUCACAGGAACUGACUUUCAAGCACUUUGGCUACAAACACUCACCUCUCUACAAGACUGGGUUUCGUUGUGGCAUAUGACUCUACUGACAACCCUUGCUGCUAUUGUUAAAACAUAUAAUCUUUGUUUCCCACUAGUCAGUUUAGGUAAUGAGCAAAAUUGGAUAACCCAAAGAAACUAGAUAUUGAGAAGAACUGGGCCAGGGGAGUAGAUUGAUCCAGGAAAACCUGAGAGGCAUGCAGCUUCUUUCUUUUUGCAAAAUGCAACAAUGAAAACCGAAACAUAAAUGCACAAACUCAAGCAAUAUUAGUUACAAUUAUAGAGUUCAUUUUGACGCCAUACUCAUGUUAUGGAUGUUUCUCAAUGCUUACUGAAUUAAGUUUAUGUCUUUUUUCAUUCCAGGAAUAUAUAAAUCGAUAUGUCACCUUCUGGUUGGUUAGUGAUUAAAAGUUAUUAAUAUACAGACUUCAACUGACUUAA